Lycium ferocissimum is the source of this 1272-nucleotide messenger RNA. RefSeq lists its product as uncharacterized. The transcript has a single exon. The coding region runs from base 1 to 1272 and encodes 423 amino acids. Gene Ontology annotation, molecular function: nucleic acid binding; RNA-DNA hybrid ribonuclease activity. Lineage: Eukaryota; Viridiplantae; Streptophyta; Magnoliopsida; Solanales; Solanaceae. The record is from RefSeq and is a predicted model, not a curated record.
AUGCCAACAGGGAAGCUGGCUAAAUGGCAGAUGCCGUUAAGUGAGCUUGAUAUUGUGUACGUGAGCCAGAAAGAAGUCAAAGGGCAAGCCUUGGCCGAUCUUCUUGCGAAAAACCCCGUCGAUGAAGAGUAUGAGCCGCUAAGAACAUAUUUCCUCAAUGAAGAAAUAUUGUUCGUAGGGGAAGACAUUAUAGAAUCAUACCCAGGUUGGAGGUUAUCCUUCGAUGGAGUGGUAAACUUCAAAGGAUCUGAAAUUGGAGCUGUGUUGGUGUCACACUCUGCACAGUACUACCCGGUGGCAGCAAAGCUAAGAUUCAAGCACACCAAUAACAUUGCAGAAUAUGAAGCGUGCAUCCUUGGUCUCAAAUUGGCCCUCGAUAUGAACAUUCAGGAACUUUUGGUGAUUGGUGACUCAGAUUUGCUGAUUCAUCAGGUCCAAGGGAAAUGGGCCACGAAGAAUGCCAAAAUUCUGCCAUAUUUACAUCUCAUACAAAGGUUAUGCAAAAAUUUCAGAAAGAUUGAGUUUAAACACACCCCAAGGGUACAAAAUGAGUUCGCUAACGCCUUCGCCACCAUAUCCUCCAUGAUACAACACCCAGAAAGAAGUUAUAUCGAUCCGCUUGAGAUAAGUUUGAAGGAGCAACAUGCUUAUUGUUCGCAUAUGGAGGCAGAACCAAAUAGGAUGCCAUGGUACGCUGAUGUUAAGAACUACUUAGAAAUCAGAAAAUAUCCAAAAUAUGCGACGAGCAACCAAAAGAAAACAAUCCAAAGAAUGGCCAAAACUUUCUUCUUAAACAGGGAAAUACUUUAUAGAAGAACCUCUAACUUAGGGUUACUGAGACGCGUGGAUGCCGGAGAAGCCACAAGAUUGCUUGACGAAGUACAUGCUGGAGUGUGCGGACCGCACAUGAAUGGAUUCACUCUAGCAAGAAAGAUCGUACGGGCAGGAUACUUCUGGAUGACCAUGGAAAGUGAAUGUAGUCAGUUUGUGCAAAAAUGUCACCAGUGCCAAAUACAUGGAGAUUUGAUUCGAGUCCCACCAAGAGAGCUCAACGUGAUGAGUUCUCCUUGGCCAUUCGCAGCAUGGGGCAUGGAUGUUAUUGGUCUCAUCGAGCCAGCUGCCUCAAAUAGGCAUAGAUUCAUUUUGGUUGCCAUCGACUAUUUUACCAAGUGGGUAGAAGUUGCCUCAUACAAAUCUGUGACGAAGAAGGUAGUGGCAACUUUGUUCGCAACAACAUAUUAUGUCAAUUUGGGGUUCCAGAAUCCAUCAUAA